UGCCGACCGACCCUUGCGGGAUUGAGGUGGACGUAGGAUCUGGCUGGCCCGAAGACGGGUUCCUAUUAUUUGCGGAUCAUGACUCGCCCGCUUCCAAGUUCAUCUCCCAUCGGCCACCUCUGUGGGACACAAACUCGGACUCGACGGUCGACGUCGUCCGCGGCUGGAUACGUGAAUGCGGCUCGCACCAUCAUUGCCUCGCCAGGAACAAAUCAUCAUCGGGGUCCCCGAAGCGUCUCCUUAACGUUGGUAGCGCCUCCAUUUCCCCAAGUAUUAGGGUUGUGGAAAUCACGCACCCAGAGCCCGGACCAGAGUACGUCGCCCUUAGCUACUGCUGGGGCGACGCGGCAAAACACGCGCAACUCCGAACUCUCAAGUCAAACGCCGACCAGCAUCGGGCCGGAAUUGACUUCUUGUCACUGCCGAAAACAAUCCAGGAUGCCGUCACGCUCUGUAAGCGCCUUAGCGUCCGCCACCUUUGGGUCGACGCGCUCUGUAUGAUCCAGGAUGAUGACGACGACCGCAAUGCCGAAAUCGCCGCCAUGGGCGAUAUCUACGCCCAAGCUAACUUCACCAUCGCGGCGGCCUGCGCCGCCGGCUGCACAGACGGUUUCCUGGGGAAGCAAAUCAAGCCUUUGUUCCAGGCUCCCGUUCCUGGCCUUGGCAGCGAGAUGACGGAGGCCUGUUGGUGUCCGCUGUCGAGCUACCAGGAGAUAAACGACGAGCAUCUCCACAAAAGGGGCUGGACGUUCCAGGAAGCCAUCUUAUCAUCCCGCCUGCUCAUCUUCUCCUCCUGGCAGCCAUACCGGGUGUGCCGCGAAGCGACCUGGAACGGAGGCGGGCCUUCCCGUGAGGACUAUCUGUCAGCCGUGUGUUUGGGCGAGAUACUGAAAUCUUCCGAAUUGCUGGCUGGGGCCGCAGGCGCUUCCGAUUGUGAUGCAGUCGCCGACGACCCCGCAUUGCGGUGGGCUUCGGUGGUCGGCGACUAUUCGUCCAGGCUACUUUCCGUCCUGGAUGACAAGCUGCUCGCCAUCCAUUCCAUUAAGGAGCUGUACCGAGGUGGAAAACCCUAUCUUGUGGGCAUGUGGCUGGAGAACUUGGCCAUGGAGCUGCUUUGGGCCACGGAAGAAAAACAUAAGCGGACAAACGGCGAGGUAGCGAGGCUCGGGUUUGUUUACGACCAUGGCCAGAUCACAAGCUACCCGUCAUGGUCGCGGCUCUGGUUCGACGGCAGCAUAUCCCCCCGGUGGGUGCGGAAGGCCCUGGAAAGCAGGGCUCGUCUCAAGGAGGCCUUCGCAAGCCGCAUAACUAUCUUGAGGAGUCCAGGGACAGACAUGUUUGGGAGGAUAUUCCCGGGCGAGCACCUUCGAAUCCGCUGCCCGGUAAAGCGCGUCCUCGUUAAUUUCGGGUACCGCCCAGGUCCCCCGGAGCUGAUUGACGGCCGCCGCCGGCUCCAAAGCUGCUACGACGCCGGCUUGUGGGACGCAGCGAGGGGAAGGUAUCGCGUUGAUAUGACGAAAGAGGGCGUCCGCAACGAGGAGAUCAUUGGCUCCGCCGUGAUUGACUACUCGUUCCCGUAUAAUAAGCACGACGAGCCGCUCGCACCAGCACUCGCUGAGCUCGACUAUGAGGAGAGCCACACUACUGCUCCUCGUCUGCUGGACUGCGCCCUGGUUGCCUCAACCCAAGCUAGCAGCUGGUUUCUCCUAAAGCCCGAUGAGAGAAAGGCCGCGACCCAGGCGGGUAGUUACGAGAUAGUAUAUGGGGUUUUAGUAGCCGAAGAGGCUGGGUCGAAUGGGGCGCGGAUAUGCCAUGUCGGCUUGUUCAUUGGGGACACGGGCAAAGCUCCAUUUUUUCAGGAUGCGGAAGAGAGAGAAUUCGAUUUUGUAUAGGAGUUUGGAAACCCCACGAUAUAUGAAGCGUUAUACGCAACCCAAAGGAGGUCGAUCGAGCGACGGGGGUGGGUCGGGCGGAAUGGCUGGCCUUGCUCAUGAU
Molecule: messenger RNA, 1995 nt
Organism: Gaeumannomyces tritici R3-111a-1
Lineage: Eukaryota; Fungi; Ascomycota; Sordariomycetes; Magnaporthales; Magnaporthaceae
Exons: 2
Coding region: 498-1892 (464 amino acids)
Source: RefSeq, a predicted model, not a curated record